CUGCCACUGCUGCUUCCGACGCCCAACCACGUGCACAACGUCGGCAACAACCGAGACGCGUAUGUGCUGCACCCACGACCGUCGCCGGACCUGCUGGUCUUUCUCGGCAAGCUCCUCGGCGUCGCGAUGCGCUCGAAAGAGUAUUUGGCGCUCAAUUUGAGUCAAGUGGUCUGGAAGCUCUUGACGCACGAAACGUUGUGCAUGGACGACCUCGAAGCCAUCGACAGCCUCGUCGUGAGCUCAAUGAACGCGAUCCGGCGCAUCGACACCGACGGCGUCGACGCCAGUUCGUUUGGCGACGUCAUCCAAGAGACCUUUGCGACGCUCUCGACCGACAACCGCACGGUGGCGAUCGUGCCGGGCGGUGACGAGGUCGCCGUCACGUUCGAGAACCGGUUUGCGUUUGCGGACGGCGUCGAGGCCUACCGCCUGCACGAGUUUGACGACGCCGCCAAGCUCUUGCGCGAGGGCCUCGGUGUCGUCGUGCCCCUCCAAGUGCUGCGCCUCUUUUCGUGGCGCGAGGUCGAGAUGAUGGUGUGCGGGUCACCGGCCAUCGACAUGGACUUGCUGAAAGAGUGCACCGAGUACAGCUGCUGCGAGCCGACGGACGCGCACGUCAAGUGGUUCUGGGAACUCUUCAAGCUCCAAAACAACGCCCGCGACCCGCCGGAUACGUACCUGCCCGUGUCGCACACGUGCUUUUUCUCGCUCGAACUGCCGAAAUACUCGUCCAAGGCGAUUUUGACCCAGCGGCUCAUGUACGCAAUCUACAACUGCCACGCGAUCGACGGCGACGGCGACGCGCUCGCGGCCAACCAGCUCGGCUGGGAAGACUAG
Messenger RNA from Saprolegnia parasitica CBS 223.65, 837 nucleotides. RefSeq lists its product as hypothetical. The transcript is spliced from 2 exons. The record is from RefSeq and is a predicted model, not a curated record. Lineage: Eukaryota; Oomycota; Saprolegniomycetes; Saprolegniales; Saprolegniaceae. Gene Ontology annotation, molecular function: ubiquitin-protein transferase activity.